Sparassis crispa is the source of this 1917-nucleotide messenger RNA. RefSeq lists its product as hypothetical. The transcript is spliced from 4 exons. The record is from RefSeq and is a predicted model, not a curated record. The coding region runs from base 1 to 1917 and encodes 638 amino acids. NCBI's taxonomy places the organism in Eukaryota, Fungi, Basidiomycota, Agaricomycetes, Polyporales, Sparassidaceae.
AUGGCUGCCACAACGCUCACCGCUGAUGAUGGGAAACCCUUCGCGCUCGACGAGUGCACCGCCACUGUCGACAUUGACAAUGACUACUAUGAACAUCCGGGCGUCGUGAAGCGCAUUUCCCUCAAAGUGAAGCAUCCUGUGCAGACCCGUGCUGUCCUGGGCGACACUACCACCGCCGCCCCCACCAAUGGUGAAGAGGAGUGGUUGGACGACAUCGACCUCAGCGAUGACACAGUCGCGUCCGUAACCGCGCUACAGAUCAACCGCGCACGUUGCAGGGGCAGCUUCCUGGAGGUGAUGGACGACAUGUCUCAGGAGCUGCACGAGUUCUCUGUCGCUCUCUUCAACAAGUUCGGGCACCUCAAACCCGAGCUUGUCGAACACGAGUACCACCGCGGCUCCGGUUGCUGGGGGCGCGAGAUGGACAAUAACAUGCUCGUGUACAUCGAAUCUGUCGAGGUAAAACCUCAGUUCCGUAACAAGGGCGUAGGCUCCUGGGCACUGCGGAAGCUUAGCGAGCGUUUCGCGACACACGCAGACUUCGUCGUCUGCUGGCCGACCCCUAUCGAACGCAUCCUCGAGAAGUCAGCAUGGGAAGCGCAGAAAAACAAGAUCAUCGAUUUCUUCCGCAAGAAUGACUUCCGACGCGUAGGGCGUACUGAUUUCUUCGCAUACUCACCUAACCCGCAACAUCCCUCGCGUUCGCUCGCAGCAACAGAUGACGUCGCAGGGCACGAGUAUGCCACAGAUGAGAGCGAGGACCCAGCUACGGAGGCACGCGUGCUGGAUUUCCUCCUUACGGGCGGGCAAUUGGAGGCACAGCGAGAGCGCGACGCGCAGCACCAGGAGCGCUAUCCCGUGCACCAUGCUAUCGCUAAGAGCCUGCAUCCCGGUGGCGGCGCUCCGAUCGGAGACACUAUUCGCACCGCGUACUCAGUAGACCACGCGUCCGUCCGCAAGAAGGACGACAACGGGAUCUCCCCGCUGCACCUCGCCGCUGGCCUGCUGAGCCUUCCGGCGGUAGAGGCACUGCUCGCACUCCCUGAAGAGAGCGGAGUGCGUGAAGAUCUUACGCUGAGGGACAACAAGGAUGGUGUGACACCGCUCGAGGCAUGCGAGCACAUGAUGCGCUCAACGAAGGAGUUUUCCGAGACGAUGCUCGGCGUGUGGAACGGCCACCAGGACGAGGGGUUGAAGAUCGCCGCGACGUUAAGGCGAGCUGCGGGCGAGCAGGUGGGUACGGACGACGAGUACAUUCGCCAGCGCAAGUGGGGAUGCACGUGUGGGCAGUGUGCCGACGGGUGGCUUUCACCGCGCAUGCGCUACCGUUUGGAAUGUGCGGCGGAGCUGGACAAGGAUAUGAUGGAGACAAUGCGCCCACAGUUCCGGAGGGGCCGACCGCUGUCCCUUCUCACCAUCCUCGGGGAUAGCAUCGCGCUGAACUACGUUCCGCAGUAUCUGUGGGGCGUGAUCGACCGAGCGUUCUACGACGGCUUGCAGCUCGUGUUCCAGGAAAUCGCAGAUGUGCUUAAGCAGGGCGCAAUCCCGAGCCCACAGCACGUGAGGCAGCGUGUGGAGGCUGUUGCGCAGAGGUUCUUUGCGGAGGACGGACGUGUUGAGUAUGCGUUGGACUUCGUCACGCAAGGGGCGCUCGAGCAGAGCCCGCUCGGCGACGCCACGUGGGAUGAGAUGGUGGAGGACGAUCUUGCAGAGCGGCACGAUGGCGUGUGGGAGGCGUGGCGCAGCUUGCCCCAGUGUGCGAAUGAUCUGGAGUUUGGGAUGGUCAGGGAGAGGCUAGGCCUCUCGGGCAGGCAGCGGUGGGGUCCGUAUUUGGGCGGGGACGACCACGACGAGGACAUGGAUGGUGACGAUGACGGCGAUGACGACGAGAUGGGUGAGGAGGAGGAUGAAGCUUGA